AUGUCUUUCGUCCGGGGCGCGCCCUCUAAAGCCGCGGAUAUAACCAAACAAUUGAUCUGUAAUUGGGCUUUUGGUCCAUACCUCAGUCCGGAAACUCUGACAUUUCCCGCUGGCUUAUCAAGGCCUUCCCAGUGCCUCGGAAGAUUUGCAAGCAUGACAAGAACAGCUACGCCCUUGCUGGACCCCAUUGCACCGCAGCUGAGAUGUAGUUACGUUGGGCGCGCGCCUUAUACCCCCAAGCAAAGCUAUAUGUACAUGUACUGUGCUGUAGGAGCAGGAGUAGGAGUAGGAGGUAGGAUUAAUGGAUCUCGUUAUCCGGGCUCGGGUGGUUUAAAUACCUUGAUUUACCCUACCCAUCUGCCCAACCCUCUCCCGAUACCUACUCACUUCCUUUUUUGA
Molecule: messenger RNA, 399 nt
Organism: Fusarium graminearum PH-1
Lineage: Eukaryota; Fungi; Ascomycota; Sordariomycetes; Hypocreales; Nectriaceae
Exons: 2
Coding region: 1-399 (132 amino acids)
Source: RefSeq, a predicted model, not a curated record